Messenger RNA from Mercurialis annua (annual mercury), 1843 nucleotides. RefSeq names its product protein AGENET DOMAIN (AGD)-CONTAINING P1. Lineage: Eukaryota; Viridiplantae; Streptophyta; Magnoliopsida; Malpighiales; Euphorbiaceae. The transcript is spliced from 4 exons. The coding region runs from base 160 to 1569 and encodes 469 amino acids. The record is from RefSeq and is a predicted model, not a curated record.
ACUCCAAAACCAUGGGUGUUAAGUUAUCUCAGAAUACCCUCCUGCUUGCAAAACUCCCGCCAGUAAGCAGUGUACUCCACUCUAGCUCUGUUACAGCUAUCACUGAUUUUUCACUGAUCACACUAAAAUUAGGGUUUCUAUACAACAAUUUCCCCUAAAAUGACAAUUCAUUCACAUACCCAAUUUAAAAAAGGCGACAAAGUUGAAGUCACGAAGCAAGAAAAUGGCCCAAACACACUCACCUACUAUCCCGCCACCGUACUCCGAUCACCGGCGAAGUUCAAGAGCAAAACCGCUUCCAAAACCACCCAGAUCUUGAUCCAGUACGAAACCCUAAAAGAAUCCACCAAGGCCCACAAGCCCAUUACUGAGUUUGUUGAUGUGGGUAGUGUGAGACCUAUGCCACCUAGGCUGUUGCUUAACGGUUGCUUUAGAAAUGGAGACGGCGUUGAUGUUUUUUGUGAUAACGGGUGGCAAAAAGGGACUGUGAAAGAUGUACUUGAGAAUGAAAAUUAUGUUGUUGGGUUUGAUGGGAAAAGUGAAGGAAUUGUUGCUGAGCAUUGUAAUUUAAGGCUUCAUCGUGAUUGGGAUUGGCUCGAGUCUUCAUGGGUGCCUCUUCUUCUUGAACAUGAGACGGUGUUACCUGCGAUGGACGAAAAACCAAAAAAGGCAAGGUUGCUGAUAAGAUGUAGCGAGUCAGAGCCAGUGUUAAGUAUUGGGGCAAAAGUAGAAGUCAAAACUGAUGAAGAAGGCUAUCCUGGUGCUUGGUUUGGUGCUACCAUCGUUGGCACCAUAGGAAAUGAUAAGUUUCUGGUGCAAUAUAUGAACUUGUUAACAGACGAUGAAAGUGCUCCCUUGAGAGAAAUAAUCUAUGCCAAGCAUAUUAGGCCCUUCCCUCCUCCGAUUCCAUCAGAUGCUGGUUUUAAACAGUUUGAAAAGGUUGAUGUUUGGUUCAAUGAGAUGUGGUGGGAGGGUGAGGUUUCUGGUGUGCUUCCCGGAUCUAGAUAUAUAGUUUAUUUCAAGUUCACAAAUGAAAGUUUGGAGUAUGAUCAUUCUGCUUUGAGGCAUCACCAGGAAUGGAUUGAAGGGAAAUGGGUUCAGGAAAAGUCGAAAGACUUGGAUGCUAAUGAGCUAAUUCUUGACGCUCAGUUUGGCAAGGGGACAAAGGUGGAAGUAAAGAGUGAUGAAGUCGGUUUCCAGGGAGCUUGGUUUGCUGCAACCAUUAUCAAUGUGAUCGAGAAUGGAAAUUUUGAGGUGCAAUAUGACAGUAUAUUAACAGACGAUGGAAAUGAUUUCCUUAAGGAACAGGCAAAUGCUUCAGACAUACGGCCUUUGCCUCCUGAUAUACAGCAUGUGCAUCCUUACAGACUUUUUGAGACGGUUGAUGCUUGGUUUAAUGAUGCCUGGUGGGUUGGUCGGGUCGUCAAAGUUUACAAUAACUCCAAGUAUAAGGUCGACUUCAAGACAACAGAAGAAUUGGAGUUUGCACAUUCUGAACUGAGGCCUCAUCAAGAGUGGGCUGAUGGACAUUGGGUCAUUGCUAAAAUGGAUUGGGGGUGUGAUUCCUAAACGCGUAGAUUCAAUCCAAAAUUGAAAGAUUUGCUGGAUGGAGCCUUUUGCUUUCAGCAUAUAAUUAAAGGUGAUAUGAUUGUACAGGAUGCUAAUUGUAAGAUUAUUUUGUGUAGGAUGCAUAGUUUUGCCCUCCAGAAUCUGAACAAGGUAAUACAAUGGUACAGGAUGCUUAUUGUAGAUUUAUAUACUUUUAUCUAUUGCGUACAAAAGUGAAGUCAGAUACAUUAUCCUUCUGUUUUCGCUCAAAUACACACUAUGCAACUUUUUGCAA